Molecule: messenger RNA, 625 nt
Organism: Sorghum bicolor (sorghum)
Lineage: Eukaryota; Viridiplantae; Streptophyta; Magnoliopsida; Poales; Poaceae
Exons: 1
Coding region: 164-532 (122 amino acids)
Source: RefSeq, a predicted model, not a curated record
ACGUACAAUAAGCCCAAACAACGCCAUCUCUAGCUAGCCUUCGUCUUCAGCCUAUAUUCUCAUAGUUCAUCUUGUUCCUCCUCCUGCCUUUCCCAAUCCACGGUGUGCAGCAGUUUUAGCUAGCCAGUUUGGAGAUCAACUAGCUAGCUAGAAUUUGUUUGCCAUGGGAAACUGCAGCUGCCUGGAGCGGGUGAGGGUGACGGCGUGGCGGGACGACGACGUCGACGAUGACUGGGGCCUGCCGGCGGCGGCCGAGAGCUCCGGCAGGCCAGCAAGAGGGGUGGUGUCGUCAUCAGCAGAGAACGGCGGAGGCACGCGCGUCAAGAUCAGAAUGACCAAGGGCCAGCUGCGGCGGCUGCUGGAGAGCGCCGAUCGCCGAGGGACGCCUGACGAAGACGUCGUGGCGGAGAUCAUGAGCAUGGGCACCGUGUGCGUCGACGUCGCGGAGUUCAGGCACGCGGCGGAGAGACACCGGCGGCCAUCCAAGCCCAAGCUCGAGACGAUACAAGAAGAUGACUUGGAUGAUGAGUAGAUAUAUAUUUUUUGGGAUCAACAUCCACAUCGAUCUAUGGCGUUGAAUAUGCAUGUUUGCAAACGCAUGAACAUCUUUAUUUAUUUAUUUAUU